This is a messenger RNA of Lynx canadensis (Canada lynx), 3098 nucleotides long. It is a transcript of the gene CYSLTR2, whose product is annotated as cysteinyl leukotriene receptor 2. Bases 349 to 1338 code for a protein of 329 amino acids. Gene Ontology annotation, cellular component: plasma membrane. Gene Ontology annotation, biological process: G protein-coupled receptor signaling pathway. Gene Ontology annotation, molecular function: leukotriene receptor activity. The transcript has 2 exons. The record is from RefSeq and is a predicted model, not a curated record. Lineage: Eukaryota; Metazoa; Chordata; Mammalia; Carnivora; Felidae.
GUGUUAGAGAGACAGGGCUAAUCCCUAAAAGGUUUCUUCCUUUUAGAGGUAGUCCCUAGCUGAAAUAUUUCCCCUUUCUUCCUGAGAAGGAAGCCAGACCAACACCCACACCAAGUCCUAUAAAGCACAGAUACACCAGCUGACCAAAGUUCCUUAUCUUCUUGCUGUGAGCUGAAACUGUUUAUAAACUAAAUUUGCUCUUUCACUUUUCUUCUGAACAAGCUGGAUUACUUGGAGGAGGAAGGUGGGAGGAAUAGAGAAGACCGAAGCAAAGCCAGCUGAAACACAGAAACCUUUGGCGUGGAGAGAAAACUUAUGCCCUUGCCUCUAUAUAUCUCCACAUCAUAAAUGGAACCCAAUGGCACCUUCAGCAGUAAUGUCAGCAACAUGGACUGUUCAAUCGAAACCUUCAAAAGGGAUUUUUACCCCAUCGUGUACCUGAUACUAUUUGUCUGGGGAACCUUGGGAAAUGGAUUUUCCAUAUAUGUUUUCCUGCAGCCUUAUAAGAAGUCCACGUCUGUGAAUGUUUUCAUGCUAAACCUGGCCAUUUCAGAUUUUUUGUUCACAAGUACACUGCCCUUCAGAGUUGACUAUUACAUCAGAGGCUCCAAUUGGAUAUUUGGGGACCUGAGCUGCAGGAUUAUGUCUUAUUCUAUGUAUGUCAACAUGUACAGCAGCAUUUAUUUCCUGACUGUGCUGAGCAUUGUGCGUUUUCUGGCAACUGUUCAUCCCUUCCGGUUCCUCCAUGUGGCUAGUAUCAGGAGUGCCUGGAUUCUGUGUGUGGUCAUAUGGGUCCUUAUCAUGGCUUCCUCAGUAGUGCUUCUGAACAAUGGCUCUGAGCAGAACGGCAAUAUCACAUUAUGCUUAGAGUUGAGUAUGAAUAAAAUUGUUAAACUGAAGACGAUGAACUACAUUGCCUUGGUGAUAGGCUUCAUGCUACCAUUCUGCUUGCUCAGCAUCUGUUAUCUGCUAAUCAUUCGAGUCCUGUUAAAGGUAAAGGUCCCAGAAUCUGGGCUGCGGGUUUCUCACAAGAAAGCACUUAUCACCAUCAUCAUUGCCUUGAUCAUCUUCCUUCUGUGUUUCCUGCCUUAUCACAUACUGAGAACCCUCCACCUGGUCAUGUGGAAAGUGGAUACAUGCAAAGACAAUCUUCAUAAAGCUGUGGUCAUCACACUGACCUUGGCAGCAGCCAAUAGCUGCCUCAAUCCUUUGCUCUAUUAUUUUGCUGGGGAAAAUUUUAAGGACAGACUAAGGUCUGCACUCAGAAAAGAUCACCCAUGGAAGACAAAGUGCAGCAUUCCUGUCUGCAUGUGGUUGAAAGAGGAAACACAAGUUUAAGGGGUUAUUAAAUGAGGCCUGUUCUUGUAUACUUGUGUCCACCUUCAUUCACCCAUAGUCCCAGUCACAUGACCAUGUAUUUACAUUAUUUCCAACAAAGAUCAAUUCCUAACAUUUAAUUGACCAUGACUUCUGUUAAUAAGUCCUACUUCAAACAUUUUAUUAGGUGUGUUUUCAGUGGUUGAGUCUAAAUGAGAAUGUAGCAGACAAAAUCUCUACUAGUCUUGCAACCUAAAAUGUUAGACUGGGAAAAAAUGCUGAGCACACUGGGUGCUUAUUUUCUUCAGAUUCUGUACCAGAUCUCUGUUCUACCAGCCAUUCUAAAUUAACUUUAAGACAACUUCAACUUCCCCAGCUUCUCCAGCUCCUCUUCCAUCUUCAGUCCCCUAAGAUAUAGCCAGGUUCCAGAGCGAAAGGAGGUUCCAGAGCAGAUAAGAAAAGUAUCCUAAGGAAUCAGUGAAAAGACUUUGUGAAGAAGGCUGCCCUUUAACAAGGCAGUCAGGGUCCCAAAAAAGAAAGGUGAGAGAAAAAGGGAGAGAAGGACUAGGGCAAGAAAGAGCUGGUUAGAAGUAGGGAGAAAGACAAAUCUUAUUUUGCACUGGGAGAGAGGCUCUAGCACACUGAAGGCAAGAAGGUUCUCUUUGUCUCUCUCGCCAGGGGACUAGAAAGGAUAAGAAGACUAGGAGGAGGAACUGGGCCAUUACCCUAGGGGGUGGAGGGAUUAUGUGUGAAAUAGCAGAAUAGAGGGGGUCAAUAUUACUCUUAGGAUUUGGGUUUGGACUGCACUACAGUUCUCAGUCCUGCUCAUUAAUCCAUUUGCAUGGGAGCCAGAAUGGAGGAGGUUGCUUUAAGGGUUUGGUUGGGCACUGAGAGAGUGGGGUAGAGGGUAAGUUGUAAAGGUGGUUGUACCCUGAAAUUCUAUUAAUAUCUUGGCAGAACAUGCGUAGGGUGGCUUUCCUUUUGAGGGAGUAUAGAAAAGAACUGGAUAGUGGGAAGGGGUCCUUUCUGUCCACUGAAAAAAGCUAGGGAGACUACCAACUACUACCUCCCUGAACAUUGUACCACCAACAAUUGAAUGCCCUCUCCACGCUGGGCAGACUUGUGCCAGGCACUUGACAUUCAGGAACCCCGUUUAACCCUCACACUAAAGCCAUUCACUCUAUGAAUGAAGAAACGGAAGCUCAGAGAAAUUAAGAAACUUGUUCAAGUUCUCACAGCUUGUAAGAGUUUAAAAAAUCUCCAUGCAGAAGGGUUGGCCAGGUGCUUACUUUACCGCUCUUCCUACAAAUCUUCAGGCAAAUUGGUUGAAAAUCUGAAUAAGAGUUCCCUCCCCCCACCAGGCACCUACCCCUCCUCACUGUCAUGAGAUUUUCUCUUUAGAGUUGUUGAUCCCAGGAAGAGUAGAGUGUGGGAGGGAGGUAGUGUUCUAAAGUCAGGGAAGAAGUGAAUGUUUUCAUUGUAAACAAGAGUCCCAGAACCCUUCUCUUACUCCUCUGUCUGGAUGCUGACAGAAUAUCCUGUCAAAACAAUAGACUGGAGAAUUCACCUAUGGGGAAAUGCAAGAAAAAGACUAACAGAUACAGACUGUUGAGGAUUCCCCAACAUAAAAGCCAGCAUCUGCCUUAUUACCUGACAGGGAAGCCCACACUGUAACUAAUCUAUUCAGAGAGCAUCUAGUCAACCUGUUAGAGCCCCAUUAUUAAUUAUGAAUAGUCAAUGACCACUACACAUGGGCAGGGGGGAAAGGUCCAAACAUAAAA